AUGGGUCGACGACCUAACCCGCUUAUGGCGGAGUUCUUUGAGCGCGGUGUCAAGAUCAGUGACAUGUCCAAUCGUUAUGAACAGACAUGCAAGAGAUGCGGUGAACAUUUCGCAAGAGGGCGCAGUGAGGCCAUGGUCCCUCACCUCACCAAGAAGUGUCCUGCCAUCAGCUAUGCGGAGCGCGCCAAGAUCAUCUUCCGCCUCCAUGACCUCGUACUGCCAACCCUCAGUCCAUACGUUGAUCCAGCGCGCAACCCAGAAGGUGAUGGCAACGUGGCCCUUGCCGAGAACAACGACCUGUCCCAUGGCAAUGGUCUGUUGGUGGAACCCCGUGACAGUGAUCAGAACCAGGGUAAUAGGACUGGAAGAGUUACGGCCCAGAACAGACGGCAGCUCGAUAGCUUGGACAUACUCGCUGAGGUCUCCAGCCAUGUUAGUGGCAACGUAGGAGUCGGCGCUGGCUACACCCCCAUGGAUCAAGCUGGCAGUGUGCCGCUUGACCCCCAGCUGGAAGGAGACAGCUUCCCGGUUACCACAGCCUCGACCUUUGCAGCCGGCUAUUCCUACAUAGGCAAUGUGUCACCCACCCCCAUGAGUGAUCUUUCUCUUGUCAGCACAGGAGCCCCUGAUCUCUCGACGAUAGCUGCUACAGCACAUGCGACAUUGUUGAAUGAGGGCGUGUCGGCAACCGAUGUCCUACCGUCCAGCGAUAUUUCUCAUGACCUUCUUGAAGAAUCGCAGGACCAUGGCUUGUCUUACCAGAACCAUGGACACUUCCCAUCGACAACCAUGCCAUUGCCACCGCCGCUUAUUGAGCAGAUCCACUCAAUGCACCCGGGUCACGCAUUGGACGAGCAUUUUCCUUCUGCACCAGCAAUGGUUGCAGUGCCCCGGCCCAUGGACAGAUCAUCAAGCCAACAACUCCGACCAAUUGCCAUGAACCCAAAUGGACAACCCACUCACCAGGUCGAGGGCAACGACCUCCCAGCGCAACAUCACAAGCAGAGAGUCCGUGGAAAGUUUGCUCCCGAACGCCGUGACGAAGUGCGCCAGGUACGAAAGCUUGGUGCUUGCUGGCGCUGCCGCAUGUUGAGAAAAACAUGUUCCCAGGUCACACCUUGCCAAACCUGCGCCUCGGUCGAAAACCCUCGCUUGUGGAACAUUUCAUGCGUUCGGACUAGGCUUGACGAGGAGUUCCCACUCUACUUCAUCAUGCCUUACACUGUCCUCACACAUCAUGACCUUGGGGAACUGAAGAGUCAGGCCAACAACAAUGGCUUCAGUGGCCGGCUAGAAGCUUUCCAUUUCUUAGACCACAAGAUCACCUUCAAAGCUCGUCAAUUCACUCAUACACCCACUCCCACCGACUGUAGUGAUCAACCCUUUCCUGAAGAUGAAGUGCUGGUAUUGGAUCUUGAGACCGAUAAUGUGCUACCAAAGGUCGAACAGUAUCUCAAGGCGAUUUGCCCUCAAAUCAUCGAGAAGGAGCCAUCACCCAUAAUGAAAGGCAGUCUUCGACUUGCCCAGGCGAUCAAAGCAGAACAACAGAGCGGCAUCCUCGCUGAGAAUACCCAGAAGCCUGACAAUCUUGUUUCGCAAAUUGUUGAAUUGUGGGUUGCAACAGUGGUGAUGACGGAUACUCAGUUGACAGCAUUCUUCACCAAGGACAGUGCUCUUGAUAAUGGACGAAGUGCGAUUGACGACACGAUGCAUCCGGUUUCUCAUCGCAUAUUGACGAAUCAGCUUCGAGCAGCGAUUGAGAAGCGUGCCAGUGUUGUCUGCAGAAGUGCCUUGCACCACUUUGAGCAGCGGCUUUUGCGAAACAAGGGCAAGCCCUUCGAAACCUUCUUGGUUGCAUUUAUCAUGUUGAACUGUGCGGAACGUAUGUGCUGGCUGUACCGAAGCUGGGCUAUGGCAGGUAGGGAGUUGCCUCUUGACCAAAACCCGUCAUGCUACGCCGAUAAGGCCGAGUCGUUUGCGCAAACGAUCCAGAUGCUACUUAGCAUGCGCCAGUUGGAGCCUAAGAUCAUGGAGGAUCCGGAGACCGGAGUCUUGAUCGCUCGUAACCGUGAUGACAACGAUCUCACAAACUGGCUCGCAGUCACAGAUCUUCCUAGUGAUCUUGCAGCUCACUGUCGACCCGGCCAUCUCCACCCGGACGAUAGCAGAUCUCUGGAUGGGACCCUCACUGGACGGCUUCUCCAGUUGUGA
Cladophialophora carrionii CBS 160.54 is the source of this 2211-nucleotide messenger RNA. RefSeq lists its product as uncharacterized. The record is from RefSeq and is a predicted model, not a curated record. Lineage: Eukaryota; Fungi; Ascomycota; Eurotiomycetes; Chaetothyriales; Herpotrichiellaceae. Bases 1 to 2211 code for a protein of 736 amino acids. The transcript has a single exon.